AGAAAAGAGGAGUGGGCGCGUGAGAGUGUUUGAAGUGACGUCAUGGCACGGUGCCCCGUCCAUGUUUGGCGCAGAUGAAGUUUGUGUAAUCUCGACAAACUGUUGGCGCGGGUGACAAGUAGAGCUAACGCUAAUUGUUUGCUCAUAAAUUCAUUUCGUUUUAGGUCUUAUCCUGUCAGCGUAAAAUUAUCCAAGGUGUCCUUGCUUAAUUUGCCAUCAUUAUUUAGUUAACAUUAUCUUAAAAAUCUGAAAGACCAGAGCGGGUGGUUCUGGAUUUUUGACUCACUCAGAAUUGACGGCUAAUUAAAGGUUGUGAGUUGUGCAGUUAUCCAACAGCCCCACUAAAGUUAUUCUUGAAUGGGCUGCUGAGGGGAUUUAUCCCCGCAACUGAAAAAUAGACUUCUAAUUCUUCCGAAAGUGUAGCAUCGUCAGUCGUGUGGUCUCGUAUGAACCGUGUCGCGGCAGCAGCGAGGGGUCGGGGGCUCCUCAGGCAGACCCGGGCUUCAUGAUGAGGACGCCCAGAGGAGGACGCCUGUUUCUGGCGACGUGCCUCGGCUCGCUCUUCGUUCUCGUGCUUUACUUUCAGAGCAUCACCAAGCCAGAACCUGGUGUGAAGACUGGCAGCAGACCAGUGAAAAGCAGGAGUAGUCCGCUGCAGACCCUCUACCUUGGAGACCAGCAGCUGGAGCUAUUGGCAGUCCAGAGGUCCCUGCAAGGCCGCAGGGAGCUGAUGGAGCAGGCGUGUCUGAGCCACACAAAGAAGCGCAGAGUGCUUUCAUCUGAGGAUCUCAAACACCUCAUUGUGGAUGACAAACACAGCCUUAUUUACUGCUAUGUGCCCAAGGUAGCCUGCACCAAUUGGAAACGUGUCCUCAUGGUCCUCACCAGUGGCGGCCACUACACUGACCCCCUUGCCAUCCCCGCCCACGAGGCACACAUAGCAGGUAAUCUCCGCACACUCUCAGAGUUCUCUGUCCCUGAGAUUAACCACCGCCUUCGCACUUACCUCAAGUUCAUCUUUGUGCGGGAGCCCUUUGAGCGCCUGGUGUCGGCCUACCGGAACAAGUUCACCCGUAGCUACAAUACUGCUUUCCACAAGCGCUAUGGAACAAAGAUCAUUCGCAGGUACCGGCCCAACCCAGAGCCCGAAGCACUGAGAAAAGGAAAUGAUGUUUCUUUCCAUGAGUUUGUCCAGUAUCUCGUGGACCCUCUGACCCGCCGGGAGGAACCUUUCAACGAGCACUGGGAGCAGGUGCACUCCCUCUGCCACCCUUGUCUGAUCCACUAUGAUGUAGUGGGGAAGUAUGAGACCCUGGAGCCAGAUGCUCAGGCUGUGCUCCACUUAGCUGGAGUGGAGGGGACACUUCAGUUUCCAACAUCUGGUAAGAGCACUCGGACUGAUGGCAACAUGGCAGCAAGCUUCUUUAAGCACAUCAGUCCUUUCUACCAGAAGAAGCUCUUCAACCUGUAUAGAAUGGACUUCCUGCUCUUUAACUACUCCACACCAGAGUAUCUCAGGACUUGAUGAGAAGCCAAGAAAAGAGGAUGGAGUGCCUUGGAUGGAUCAGCUGUGAUACUUUUGCUUUCACAUCCUAUUCAGACUUUUUCAACAAUGAUAAUUUUGCACUUUUUUGCUGGCAUGGACUUUGUUUAUCCCUGCGAUAGGUGGUUCAUCACAGGCACAGAUUUGUCACUACUGCUCUCUGACAGAAAUGAAUGACUGUUGGAAAGAACUUGAUUUUCUGGUUUUGUUGAAUGGAACUUUAUAAAUGGAACCAAAUUUAUUCCUGAGAAGGAAAAGAGAGGGUGUUUAUGCUGUAGUCUUUCAAGUGUCUGUAAUAUUAGUUUGUUUUCAAGGUGAAAACAGUAUAUUGUUUUCACGUUUAGCAGAGCAGAAUGCAAAUGGGUUGUUCCCAAAAUGUGGCUGAAAAUGCAGGUGAUGUCACAAACAGGUCCUUUCUGUUGGGCCUUUAGUUUCAUUUAGAAUACAGUAUUUAUUUUUCGUUCAUCUGAUUUCUUACUUACACAUUACUUCGUCAAAUGAGCAAAGCUUUCUUCAACGUUUAGCUUUGUCUGUUAGGUGUGGUUGUUGUGUUGGCGUCAUAUACCUUACCAGCGUUCUGCAUUGCUCACUACAGUAAAUGGUAAACUUUCCCAUGGCUUUCUUUUUUUUUUGUCAAGAACUGAUGAGCCAAAAAUCUGUCGUACUUCAGAGGAGCAGGUUCUCCUCAGGCAAGUAAAUGUGCUGACUGUGAAAUUGAAUACAGGAUUAUUUCAAACCUACCGUUCAAUAUCUCUGGAAGGCCUUUAUUUAUGUGUCGGAGCAUAAAGUAUUUAUUGUAAAGUAGCAAGGAUUUGGGCCCAUAAUUUUGUGAAAAUGAAUUUUAUAUGAAAGAAUGAGGGGGUUUCUCCUUUCUGAAUGAAUACUUAAUUGUGCAGGAAAGUUAGUUGCUGUUUUUGCUUUUGCACAGAAACCAAAUAGAGCAACUCUAAAGUUAUUAUAUCACACUCAUCUUUACUUUUCUGAUCUGACCCUAGCUCAAAACAACAUUCAGGGCUAGUAGUUACCUUCCUUGUCACAGUGCUGGUUGACACUAUUUUGCACAUGUAAUUUCAAGGAUUCUUAAUUCUAGUAAAAGCUUGUAAUCUCUCCUGCUGUGAGCAGCUAGGCUGAACAAACAACCACAUGACUGUAGUCAGGGCAGGGCACUACCCCUGUUCAGAGCUCUCCUUGUUAGGGUGAACGCAGGCACAUGAGGGAUUAAUCAAUCCACAGUCAUCUCCACUGCAGGGCCUUGUUCAGGAAAUGUAGGAAAAUGUGUAUGAAUAUACUGUACUGCAGAAACAUCAGUGGAAACAAAUGUCCUUACACAGUUUAAAACAUUUAAAGGGAAUCUCCACCAAUUUUUACAGUAGUAUCUGUUUACAGGUGUUGGAUAAAAAAAAUUAAAAAAA
Molecule: messenger RNA, 2955 nt
Organism: Monopterus albus (swamp eel)
Lineage: Eukaryota; Metazoa; Chordata; Actinopteri; Synbranchiformes; Synbranchidae
Product: carbohydrate sulfotransferase 11-like
Exons: 4
Coding region: 506-1525 (339 amino acids)
Biological process (GO): carbohydrate biosynthetic process; proteoglycan biosynthetic process
Cellular component (GO): membrane
Molecular function (GO): sulfotransferase activity
Source: RefSeq, a predicted model, not a curated record